Molecule: messenger RNA, 3373 nt
Organism: Nelumbo nucifera (sacred lotus)
Lineage: Eukaryota; Viridiplantae; Streptophyta; Magnoliopsida; Proteales; Nelumbonaceae
Product: disease resistance protein RPM1-like
Biological process (GO): defense response to other organism
Molecular function (GO): ADP binding
Source: RefSeq, a predicted model, not a curated record
AACACUAGAGAAGCAUCAAUAUUUCCUCAAUUGAGUAUCACAGAAUUUGAAUACCAAGGUACCAAGAGCAAAUUUCUUGGAAGAGAAAGAAGAGAAAUGGCAGAGAGCGCUGUAGGCUUUCUACUCGAACAUCUUACAUCCUUGAUAGAAGAAAAGGUGAAGUUAUUGAAGGAUGUGGAUAAAGAUGUCAAGAGCAUCACAGAUGAAUUGAAAAGCAUCCAAGCCUUUUUAAGAGAUGCUGAUACACAGAGUGAAACCAAUGACACUGUAAAAGAUUGGGUGGCGCAAGUGAGGAAUGUGGCUUACGACAUAGAAGACGUUCUUGAUGAAUUCAUGCUUCGAUUUGCACAACGGGGACAACAACAGCGGCAACAUUGCUUGCAUAGAUUCAUAAGCUAUCUUCAGAAAACCAUCUGCUUCCUCGAGACCUUCAAAAUCCGCCAUUCACUAGCCACUCAAAUAAAGGAGAUUAAAGACAGAGUACAUGACAUAUCAACUAGAAGAGAUCGAUACAAAUUGAGAAGCCUAGAACAAGCUUCAGCAGGUUCAAAUUCUACAGGUGUUAAGUGGCAUGAUAUUCGAGAAGAUGCCCUUCUGUUGGAUGAAGCUGAGCUGGUAGGGAUUGGCAAGCCCAAGGAAGAAAUAAUUGGGUGGAUUGUGGAGGAUGAAUCAAGGCUUGGAGUGAUUUCUGUGGUUGGCAUGGGUGGUUUGGGCAAGACAACUCUGGUCAAGAAGGUGUAUGACGACCAAAGGGUGAAGAGACACUUCCAAACCCAAGCAUGGGUUACAUUUUCAGAGUCACCUGAGAUACACGAGUUGCUAAUAGAAAUGAUAAAGCAAUUAGUAUAUGCAGAGCAAAAGCAACCAAUUCCUCAAGAUGUUGCAGAAAUGAAAGACGUCCAACUGAAGCAGAGGCUCCAAGAAUUUCUGAAGAAGAAGAGGUAUGUAGUCGUUCUUGAUGACAUAUGGACCAUACCAGCAUGGGAUUCUGUUAAAAAUGUCUUCCCUAAUAACAAUUUUGGAAGCAGAAUAAUUAUUUCAACACGCUCUAAUGAUGUAGCUUCAUCAUGCAUAAAAUCUUAUUUUCGAGUUUAUAAUCUUAAACCGUUGUCCCAAGAAGAGUCCUGGACUCUGUUUUGCAAAAAGACUUUUUCGUUCUCCCCAGAGCAGAUUUGUCCUCCAGAAUUGGAGGUGCCAUCUCAAAGCAUUGUGAAAAAAUGUGGAGGACUUCCACUUGCAAUUGUGACAGUGGGCGGUGUUUUAUCAACCAAACAGAAGACCACAACAGAAUGGGAGAUGUUCAAUCACAGCUUGGGUACCGAUUUGUUUGAUGAUGACAGACUUAAGGGCAUGAUGAAAAUACUAACUUUGAGUUACAAUGAUUUGCCAUACCAUCUGAAGUUUUGUUUUUUGUCUCUGUUUAUGUUCCCUGAAGAUGAAUUGAUUGAAAAAAUGAGACUGAUUCGUAUAUGGAUGGCAGAAGGAUUUAUCCGAAGAAAAGAAGGAAAGACCUUAGAAGAGGUUGGAGAGAGUUAUUUCCAUGAGCUAAUUAAUAGGAGCCUCCUCCAAAUAGCAAAAACAGAUGACGAUGAUGGACGAGUCGAAGCUUGUCGAGUCCAUGACCUCAUUCGAGAAAUCAUUCUUUCAAAAGCUAGGGACCAGAAUUUUGGAGCCAUAAUUAAGCAGGAUGUAAUGUUAGAAAAUGAAAAAAUCAGGCGUCUAUCCUUCCAUCAUUUUUGUGAAAUGGUACCGCAACAGGAGAAGAGCACCACCCACCUUCGUUCUCUGUUUACGUUUAACGUGAAUACAUUAUCCAACACAUUUACAGGUGGUGAAAUUUUUUCAAAGCUUAAGCUGCUCAAGGUGUUGGAUUUGAGAGAUGCCCCAUUGAGUGAAUUUCUAGAGGAAUUCACCAAUCUCUUCCAUUUAAGAUAUUUAAGCUUGAGGAACACCGACAUCAAAGAGAUUCCAGAUUCCAUCAAGAAGCUCCAAAACCUUGAGACCUUGGAUCUUAAACAGACAUAUGUGACUGAAUUGCCCACGGGGAUUCUCAACCUUGAUAAACUACGACAUCUUCUUGUUUACCGCAAGGAAUUGGAUUUCUCUAGUCACCUUCCUCAAUAUUCAGGAUUCAAGGCACCAAGUGGAAUUGGAGGUUUGGUAUCCCUGCAAAAACUUGACUACAUAGAAGCAAAUACGGGGAGUGAGCUAAUUAGGGGGCUGGAGAGAUUGGUCCAACUGAGACGACUGGGGAUUGUAAAGUUAAGAAGAGAAGAUGGAAUACAUCUGUGUUCCUCUAUUAACAAAAUGAGACACCUCGAGUCCCUGGGUGUACAUGUAAUAGAAGAGGAAGAGAUUCUUGACCUCGAAUCACUUUCUACGCCACCUCCUUUACUAAGACGGAUAAUGUUGAAAGGGCGAUUAGAGAAACUGCCACGUUGGAUUCCUUCAUUGCACAAUUUGUUCUGUAUAUGCUUAUGGGGGACUAAAUUGAAGGAUGAUCCACUUGAAGCCUUAGAAGGUUUAUCUAACCUAAUGACCCUUUAUCUGAUUGAGGCUUACCGAGGAGAACAAUUACAUUUUCAAUCAGGUAGGUUUCAGAAGCUUAAAGUUCUAUAUCUUCACAGUUUAGGAGGAUUGAGAGUGAUUACAAUGGAGGAGAGAUCACUGCCUCAUCUUGAAAAGCUAUAUAUUGUAAAUUGUAGAAUUCUAGAGGAAGUGCCAUCAGGCAUUGAACGCCUCACGGAGCUUGAGGAACUUUCCUUUCAUAACAUGCCCGAUGAAUUUCAUCUGAAGAUUUCGUGUAAUGGCGAAGAUCAUCACAAAGUUGCACAUGUCCCAUGCGUUCUUUUUUUAAAUUGGAUUGAUGGAGAAAUAACGAAAUAUGAUAUACACGAUGCAGCAAGGCUCUCCUGAAUCCUGAUCGGGCAAAUUUGGUAAGUACCUGCCACUUUCCUCUUCAGAUGAAAUUCAUGAGGCUGUCUUUGGUUGAAUAAAACAAUAUGGAUGUCUUUGGUUGAAUUAAACAAUAUGGAGAUGGAAUUAAACAAUAUGGAGACGGAACAUGAGGCUGUCUUUGGUUGAAUAAAAAAUAAGAGAGAAAUAUAAAGUUGAUGUAAAAGUCCUUGAGAGAAAUUUCACUCCCUCAACUUUUUGUUUCUUUUUUAUUUUCUAUCAGACCAUGCCCUUUUGGGUCUUUUUGGCUUCCAAGUUCCAACCAUACCUUUUUGGGUUAUUUCUUCUCAAAUCAAAUAGGGUAGUAUACAUGAAUCCUGUUUACUGAAGUACAAAUAUAUAUAUAAUGUGCUUCAAAGGAAAGGAAGAUCCUGCUUAUACUUUAUUCAUCUAUUUAAGUAUUUAUUGUUGGAGUGAA